UGCUGGAGGGGAGAGAGGACUUGGUCCAGCAUCUCUGGAACAACGGAGCGGAGCGAAUGACAGAGAGACACACUCGCCGUCCUCAUCAGCGAAAUGAGGAGGAAUUAGCUCACACAAAUGCCCCGACUGGAUUUUUAUAGACUGACACUGCUCGUCUGAUCUGACUUUGUUCCAUCAAUGAGAUAUGUGGAGAGGCUCUACCGCGCGGUGCUAACGCUGAAAAACACAAGAUGAAGAAGCAGUUCAACCGAAUGAGACAGCUCGCCAACCAAACAGUGGGCAGGGCUGAAAAGACAGAAGUAUUAAGUGACGACCUGCUGCAGGUGGAAAAACGUCUGGAGCUGGUCAAGCAGGUCUCCCACAGCACACACAAGAAGUUGACCGCUUGUCUGCAGGGCCAGCAGGGUGUGGAUGUGGAGAAGAAGUCUGUCAGGUCGCCCUCGAAAAAGCUCCCCCUCACAACACUAGCACAAUGUAUGGUAGACGGCGCGGCGGUGCUUGGAGACGAGUCUCUACUAGGGAAGAUGCUGAAACUCUGCGGCGAUACGCAGGAAAGACUCGCUCAGGAGCUCAUCGAGUUCGAGGUCACCAUAGAAAGAGAUGUCAUCGAGCCCCUGUACGAUCUGGCAGAGGUGGAAAUCCCAAACAUCCAGAAACAAAGGAAACAUUUAGCAAAACUGGUCUUGGACAUGGACUCUGCACGCACACGAUUUUAUCAAUCCUCCAAGUCUUCAGGACUGUCCACCAACCUGCAGCCAACAGGAGCCAAGGCCGACCAUCUCAGGGAGGAGAUGGAGGAGGCAGCCAACCGCAUGGAGAUCUGUCGAGAUCAGUUAUCGGCAGACAUGUACAGUUUUGUGGCCAAAGAAAUUGACUAUGCAAGCUAUUUCCAGACACUGAUAGAAGUCCAGGCGGAGUACCACAGGAAGUCAUUAGAGCUGCUUCAGGCUGUUCUGCCCCAGAUCAAAGCUCAUCAGGAGACCUGGGUGGAGAAACCAUGCUAUGGGAAACCAUUAGAGGAGCACUUAGCACUCAGUGGGAGAGAUAUUGCCUUCCCCAUCGAGGCCUGUGUCACGAUGCUGCUGGAGUGCGGCAUGCAGGAAGAGGGUUUAUUCAGAAUCGCUCCUUCAGCCUCCAAACUAAAGAAGCUGAAGGCGUCUUUAGACUGUGGAGUGUUAGAUGUACAAGAGUACUCUGCGGACCCACACGCCAUCGCGGGUGCAUUAAAGUCCUACCUGCGGGAGCUCCCCGAGCCUUUAAUGACAUAUGAACUUUACAACGACUGGAUCCAGGCCUCCAACGUUCAAGAUCAAGACAAGAGACUUCAGGUUCUGCUCGGUGCCUGUGAGAAACUACCAAAAGCCAACAACGACAACUUUAAGUAUUUGAUCAAAUUUCUCUCCAAACUGAGUACUGAGUACCAGGAUGUGAACAAGAUGACACCUGGAAACAUUGCCAUAGUCCUUGGACCCAACCUGCUGUGGACACAUAAUGAGGGCAGCGACAUCACCGAGAUGAUGACAACAGUUUCCUUGCAGAUCGUCGGCAUCAUCGAGCCCAUCAUCCAACACGCUGACUGGUUUUUCCCUGGAGAAAUCGAGUUCAAUGUCACAGGAAAUUAUGGAAGCCCCGUCCACACCAACCACAACGCCAACUAUAGCUCCAUGCCGUCUCCAGACAUGGAGCAGAUGGAUCGCAGACAGAACGACCACAGCCGACGGCCACUCAGCGUCGCCACAGACAACAUGAUGCUGGAGUUCUAUAAGAAGGAUGGCAUUAGGAAGAUACAAAGCAUGGGUGUCAGGGUGAUGGAUACUUCUUGGGUGUCACGCAGGGGCUCGUCGUCUGCGCGUAAAACCUCUUCCACGCCACCGAGCGUGCACCCCCCUGUCCCACCCACUGACGCUCUCAUCCCCGAGCAGCCUGGGGAAUUCUCCGCCUCCCCCUCCCCCACCCCUCCUCCCACUAGCAGCGACCGAGCCAGCUCAGAUGAUGCAUCCUCCAAUUGGUCGGACUCCUGUUACGCCUACCCCUCCCCUGAGGAGGAAAAGCCACCUCCCCCUUAUCCAUCUUCUUCAUCCUCUUCCUCCUCCUCUUGCUCUUCCUACUCACUCCCUCACCACCAUUUCUUCAACCGAGCACCUCCGGGUAUGCGUCCUGUUGCUCCUAGCCCUGAAUUUGUGCCUCCCGGCCUGUCCCCUCCCCUCCGCUGCUCUGGCUACAGCCCACCCCCACUCACCCACUCUCUUUGCCCUUCCCCUCAGCAGCUUGAUGUCAACUCCAACCCCAGCUCCCUGCACCUUCCCAAACAGGCCGCCCUGUCCGAUGCUCUGCAUGCGUCCCUGUCUGAAACGAAUGGCUCCACCCUUUACAUCAAGCCCCCGCUCGUUCUUACUCGUCACGAUCUGUUCCUAGGCUCCCCCAAACCUCCCAACACCCCACUAUCCGCUCCCCCUCCAUGGGCAGCGUGUGCCUGUAGCCGAGAGAGAGGAGCCAAGCUGACUAGCACUCUGAAGAACAAGGAGCUGUCCCCAGUGAUUGGACAGAAGGGAAUCCAGGGAACAGUGACCUCCGGUGGACAGUCUCAACACUCUGAGCACAGCCCACACUCCCUGAGGAGAGGUGUCUCCACAGCAAAGAAACUGGCUCCAACCCCACCUAAAGGCCCUUACUGUCAGACUGGAGCCAUGUCUGACCACUCGACAGGUCAGCCGUCUCCAGUCAGUCUGUCGCCCACUCCCCCCAGCACCCCCUCCCCGUACGGCUUCACCUACCCCCAGGGAUACGCCACCAUCGGCUCCCCGGGUCAGGUUCAGACAGCCACCAUGCCUUCCCUCUCCUCUCCACCUUCACUGGCCGGGACUCUUACGAAGGCCAGGCCAACUCCCAAGCCGCCUCGCCAGCGGCCCAGCUUACCUCCUCCUCAGCCCCCCUCCACCCCUGGCACCAGUCCACAGCCACUGGAGAAUUCACCAGGUCUCCUGGAUGGUUUGUCUUCUGGAGAAAGCAUGUCCACAGAUUCUCUCUGCAACCUGGACAUCCCCGUCAUUAACAUGGAACUGGACGGUAUUUUUGACUUGCCCCACAUCUCCUCCUUCAGGAACUCGACAGCGCUGCUUGAAUUCACCAGAAACAGAGCGGAGUCGGAGGAAGAGUCUGAAAGCACAGUGCUAUGAUGCCACCGAUUCCCACCCCCAACCCCUUCCACAGACCCACCGGCUGAUGUAAUGAAACACAAUGCUACUGAUGUCACUCAGAAACCCCCCUCAUUGAACUUUUACCUCUCCAGCUGUUUCUCAUCACACCUCACCUGUAAGAAGUAGAAUAAAAAAAAGAGAACAACGUGAAUAUAGCUAAAAGAAAUAUCCAUAGUCACAAUCACAUGAGGUGUUGGUGACACUGUGGUCCGGGGACUUUUUACCUUGUUUGUUUUAACUUAAGCGUUUGUGUUUGUUUGUUUUUCGCCUUAUUUGAUUCACUUGAAACAUUGCCUUUAGUGUCACACACACACACACACGAGACAGGAAACAGGCAGCUGGGAGGAAUGAGUGCUCUUUGCUGCUGCCACGUCCGCUUCUCAUGAGAGACUUUUUGACAGAAGAGCAACACGGUACUGUACAUCUGUCCUGCCAAUACCAUAGGCUGUCUUCUUCUUUCUUCCUCCUUCAUUCCUCAGGGGCAUCCGUUGAAAUGUCUUGCUCUGCCAUGCAGUGGCCACAACCCAGAAUUUCUGUUUCACUUGAGCUUGCACUGUGAGUAUGUCAUUUUGUGUGUGUGUGUGUGUGUGUGUGUGUGUGUGUGUGUGUGUGUGUGUGUGUGUGUGUGUGUGCGUGCGUGCGUGCGUGCGCGUGCGUAUGUGUAUUUUGUUAGUGUGUGAUUCAAGUGGUAAAUCUACGAUAUGAUGUUGCACUGCUGGUGUCAUGGAGCAUAAAACAACGCAUGUUUUAGCUACUUAGGAAAACAACCAACAGAUUGCAAAGAGGUUUAAAUGUGCAGUCAUCUCUGUAUUUACACGGCAUCCGAUGAUCACUCACUCACUGAGUAUUUACUGUUUAUACUGGAGUAACUAUACUCGUUAACGUUAUAAAUCAAGUCAGAUGAUAUUUUGUACCCACAGGAGAGCCAUAAAGAUUACACUUCAUUCAGAUAGAAUAUAAUCAUCACGGCUAUAGGGAGCUAUUAAAUGUAUGAGAUAGAAACAGUUUAUGAAAGGAAGCCUAAAACAAAUACUUACAUAAUCCCUGUGAUUAAUCACAAUUAUAUUUGGCAGCAAGGAAAGUUACACAGAUUUUUUUUCUGUGUCAAACAAGGUUUAAUUUCAUAUUCAAGAAAGAAAACAGGGCCUGGACUGUGCCACCAGGACUUUUAAAUCAAAUUAGGAGUUUAAAGUGAUCACAAAAUAGUAAAACAUGUCUUUACAGACUCAGUUUUUAACUUCCAUGUCUAAAAUGAAAUGAUAAAGUCCUCAUUUAAAGACAGACUAAGAGUAAGGAUGUUUGUUUUUAUCUAUCCAUUCCUAUUUAAACCUGAAUUGAUUUGUUUUGUUUUUGGCUAUUAAUGUGCAGCCUGAUCUGUAAACCAUCACUUUUGCAUACAUACUAACAAACGUGUUUGCAGACUCUUUACACAUCCAACACAUACAGUCUACAUACAAGUAUGGGUUGUAAAGCCACACGAGGGAGCUAAAAGACACAUAACGCUUUUUCAAACAUUGAUUAUAGCUGCACUAAAUGUUAUUAAAUGAGUUUUUUAAUGACCAAAAAUGUAAUUAUUAUCAUUUCAAUGACUAAAUGUCUAUAAGCACUCUGGUGGCACACUUUAGGCUCAGUGUAGGAGAAUUUUUGCCUGAGCCACAAGAAUUAGUCCUCAUGCCCUGAGGUAUCAUGUCCUCUAACAAUAAAAAAGGACCACUGUUUAGACUAACUCCUAGAAAAACUGUGUUAUUUCUGUCUCAAACAAAGCCCUGCAGCUCCAGUGGUAACAUAAGCACACUUUUCUCUGACAGUGCAGUUUCACUUUCAGCCCCACUGCAGUUUCUAGGAGCCGACGAUGCCGAUAUUUUUGGACUGCACUCGUGAAAACCGGAGGCAAGGAGUGCAAAUAAUGUAUAUGUGUGUAUAUGUGUGUUUAUUUUGACGAGAGUAUUUAUACGGAUAUAUUUCUGAAUACUUUGUACUGGGGUCUGAGUUAGUUGUGACGUUGUGUUUCCACCACGCGUGAAUCUGACCUGAGGAGAGCGUUCAAACACAGGGACCAGACUUUUCAGACCCUGCUGUCGCAUCAAAACCUUUUCAGGAAGCAUUGAAAUGGAGAAACCAGGUUUGCAUACGACAGCAGCAGCAGCAGCAGGUUGUUGUUUGCCUUGAAGUGUGUUUCGUUUUGUGACUUGUCCAGAUUUGUAACUAUCGUCCUGAGAACAUCCACCGUCCUCUUUGUUUUGAAACUGUAAUAAUGUUGUAAAUACUCAACCUCUGUACAUACAGUACAUGUUCUGUACAUACUGAAAGGGGGACAUUUAAAUAUACAUAUAUAUAUACAGAGAGAGAAGAGGGAAAUAGAUAUAUACAAAUGCUGUAUUAAAAACUAUAGUUGAAUACAGAACAGUAUAACAUACUGUACAUAUAAUAUAUUGUUGCUGGUUAUAGCAAAGUCAUGCCACAUAAAUAACACUCAAUAACAAUAGAAUACGCACAGUAACACACUUGUUUUUUUUUUUUUACAAUAGAUCUCAUGGCACUGACGUAAGCUCCAGGUUAAAUCUAGUUUGUAGAUUUUCAAAAUAAAACAGCUGACAGUGGCUGUGCUGCAGGCGGACAUCGUUAUGUGUCUCCAUCGUGUUUGACAUGACAGCUGGCUUUAACACACUGAUGUCUGUUGUAUAAAAUACGUUUGUGCAUACAAAAAAGGUUUUAAAAGAAGAAAAAUCACCAAAUUCAAAAGCUUUUUUUUUUGCCUCUUCUGCAAUUUAAAGCAGCUGUUAGUGAUUUUUCCAACAUUUUCUGUUACAUAGGACAGAGAAAAAAAGUAAAUCUGCACAGAACUGGAGCUGUUUCAGCUACUCCACUCCAUAGUUCACAUUAGUACAGCUUAAAAUUAGUAUCAGUACCAGUUUCAUUUUAAUAUUUAAUUAAAAGACUACAUGCAAACCUCAAA
Molecule: messenger RNA, 6153 nt
Organism: Solea senegalensis (Senegalese sole)
Lineage: Eukaryota; Metazoa; Chordata; Actinopteri; Pleuronectiformes; Soleidae
Product: rho GTPase-activating protein 44-like
Exons: 22
Coding region: 231-3176 (981 amino acids)
Biological process (GO): neurotransmitter receptor transport, endosome to postsynaptic membrane; modification of dendritic spine; negative regulation of Rac protein signal transduction
Cellular component (GO): presynaptic active zone; postsynaptic density; dendritic spine
Molecular function (GO): protein binding; GTPase activator activity
Source: RefSeq, a predicted model, not a curated record